Alternaria burnsii is the source of this 567-nucleotide messenger RNA. RefSeq names its product prefoldin subunit 3. Lineage: Eukaryota; Fungi; Ascomycota; Dothideomycetes; Pleosporales; Pleosporaceae. The record is from RefSeq and is a predicted model, not a curated record. Gene Ontology annotation, cellular component: cytoplasm; prefoldin complex. Gene Ontology annotation, biological process: protein folding; tubulin complex assembly; microtubule-based process. The transcript is spliced from 6 exons. The coding region runs from base 1 to 567 and encodes 188 amino acids. Gene Ontology annotation, molecular function: tubulin binding.
AUGGCUGAUGUAGCCAAAGGCGCGAGCGGUCCCGAGACGAACCCUCGCGGUAUUCCCGUUGCGCCCUUUAUAGAUCGGGUUGAGGACUAUGUCACAGACCGCGCAGAUGUCGAGAAGACCAUCAACAACUUCAAGGAGAUGAUCUCGAAGUACCAGUUCAUGCAGCAAAACACUCAACGGCGAGCUGCGGGCCUCAAGGACAAGAUCCCUGAUAUCCAAAAGACGUUAGAGACUGUGCGGUUCCUCAAGUCACGGAAAGACGAUGCGGAGCCCCUCGAAACUACCUUCGAACUAAACGACACACUCUACGCCAAAGCUGAAGUGCCUCCCACCGACGAAGUCUACCUCUGGCUCGGCGCCAAUGUUAUGCUCGCAUACCCCAUACCCGAAGCCGAAGAACUGCUGCAAUCGAAGCUGUCGACCGCGAAACAAAGUUUGAGUACAUGCGAAGAGGAUUUGGACUUCCUACGUGAGCAGAUUACGACACUCGAAGUCGCAUUCGCACGGGUUUACAACUGGGACGUCGCACAGCGGAGAAAGGAAAGGGAAGGAGAGGAAAAGAAGUGA